Pelobates fuscus (common spadefoot toad) is the source of this 4727-nucleotide messenger RNA. RefSeq names its product arf-GAP with SH3 domain, ANK repeat and PH domain-containing protein 2-like. The coding region runs from base 387 to 3368 and encodes 993 amino acids. The transcript has 28 exons. The record is from RefSeq and is a predicted model, not a curated record. Gene Ontology annotation, cellular component: cytoplasm. NCBI's taxonomy places the organism in Eukaryota, Metazoa, Chordata, Amphibia, Anura, Pelobatidae. Gene Ontology annotation, biological process: positive regulation of GTPase activity. Gene Ontology annotation, molecular function: protein binding; GTPase activator activity.
GUUCAGUUGCACAGAGAAGGAGGCUGCAGCAAAAGAGCCAAGCUAUCACCCAGCUGAUCUUCACCUAUAUACUCAGCCUGGGAUAAACAAACCAGACACACAGAGCCUCGCUGGAUGUCACAAGGCUCACACAUACACAAAUUCUGCAAACACUGCACCAUAAUAGCCAACAACUUCACUCACUGGGAUAUUUUAUGGCUAUUGUAAAUAUUUAGCCACACGCACAUCUUGUGACAUACUCUAAACUGCAAGCAGCACACCUUCUAACUAACCUAGCACAACAACAACAACACAAUACAAUACAAAACAACACUGUGACACAGACUCUUACAGCACAUACACAGAGUGCCCAUAUCCCUGCUGGGCACCCCAAAUUCCCCAGGAACAUGCCUGAGCUCAUCAGUGUCAGUGAGUUUAUCUCAGAGACCCUGGAGGAUCACAGCUCCCCAACCACGUCCUCGUUUACAACCAAGAUGGUAAACUGCAGAAACACAGUGUGCACCAUAGAAGAGGCACUGGAUGCUGACCGUACUGUACUGAACAAAAUGAAGAAAUCUGCAAAAUCCAAACAUAGCGCCGGAGAAGAGCACAUUACACAUCUAGAGGUUUACAUUGCCACCCUGGAAAGAUUAUCUUUAAACUGCAGAGACAACGGCGAGGAAGCUCUGAGCAACGCCUUUAAUGCAUUUGCCGAGCUGUCCAAGGAGCUGUUGACACCCAUGAAAAACGUGCUGCAGAGUUUUAAUCACAACAUUAAUUACUUCCUAAAUGCGCUUGUAAAAGGAGAUUUGAAAGAAGUUAAAGGGGAUUUGAAGAAACCUUUUGAAAAAGCUUGGAAAGACUAUGAGAACAAAUUCACUAAAAUUGAGAAGGAGAAGAGGGAAUUGGCCAAGCAGUAUGGGAUGGUGAGAAAUGAAGUGGCAGGUGGCGAGAUUGCCGAGGAAAUGGAGAAGGAGCGCAGAAUGUUUCAGUUACAGAUGUGUGAGUAUCUAAUAAAAGUCAACGAGAUCAAAAGUAAGAAGGGAGCAGACUUGCUGCAGAACCUCAUCAAACAUUACACUUCCCAAUGCAAUUUUCUACAGGAAUGUUUAAAAGCCACUGAAAAACUGAAAUCCUACAUCGAGGGUCUGACAACAGAACUACAGAGUAUCAAGAGCCGGCAGGACGACGAGAAAAAGCAGUUAUGUUCUCUGCGAGAUAUACUUAAGAACACAUUGCAACUUGAACCCAAAGAGGAUUCAAUCAGCAGUAGGCAAAUGGUAUAUAGCAUGCAUCAGCUACAAGGAAACAUACAGUACGGCACAGAAAAACAUGGAUUCCUGUUCAAGAAAAGUGAUGGGCUUAGGAAGGUUUGGCAAAAACGGAAAUGCUCUGUCAAGAACUGUUACUUGACCAUUGCACAUGGAACGCCAAACCGUCAGCCAGCCAAGCUCAAUCUCCUGACAUGUCAAGUGAAGCCAAAUAUGGAAGAUAAGAAAUGCUUCGACCUCAUAUCCCAUAACCGCACAUACCACUUCUUGGCAGAGGACGAGCAAGACUGUAUUGCAUGGAUUUCUGUACUAACGAACAGUAAACAGGAAGCACUAAACAUGGCUUUUCAUGAAGCCCGUCCAAGUGAGGAGAACAGCAUCGAAGAUCUAACAAAGGCCAUUAUCGAAGACAUCACACGUAUGCCUGGAAAUUCAGUGUGUUGUGACUGCGGUGCUCCAGAUCCUAUGUGGUUAUCCAUAAAUCUGGGCAUCCUAACCUGCAUUGAAUGUUCUGGGGUUCACAGAGAACUAGGUGUGCAUCAUUCACGAAUCCAAUCUCUCUCCUUGGACAAACUUGGAACCUCAGAACUCUUGCUAGCCAAAAAUGUUGGUAACUCUGGAUUCAAUGAUAUAGUAGAGGCUAAUCUUCCAUCGCCAGCCAUCAAACCGACCACAGACAGUCCCAUGGCCACCAGGAAAGACUUUAUAAACUGCAAAUACGUGCACUGGAUGUACACAAAGAGAGGGAGCACUAACUCACACAUACGGCUGUGUGACCUUCAGGACGCAGUUCGGUUUAAGGACAUAUAUGCUCUGGUUCAAGCCUAUGCAGAAAAGGUGGACUUAACGGAACCCAUACCCCAACCAGCACAGGAGCUCGGAGAGACUAUCCUACACCUGGCAGUGUUGUUAUCAGAUCGAACGUCACUCCAUAUUGUGGAUUUCCUGGUACACAACAGUGGAAACCUGGUGAUACAGACCAUAAAGGGUAACACGCCACUCCAUUACUGUUCUAUGUACAACAAAACAGAAAGCAUGAAACUCUUCUUGAGAGCCAAAGUCAACCUAAAGAUAAAAAAUGAACUUGGUGAAACUGCUUUGGAUAUAGCAAAAAAUUCCAAGCAUUCCCUCUGUGAAGAACUGUUAAUCCAGGCUCAAAAUAAUCAAUUUAAUAUGCGUGUUCAUGUGGAAUAUGAAUGGCUACUGCGACAGGAGGACAUGUAUGAGAGUGAUGAUGAUCUUGAUGAAAAGCUUGGUCCCAUUAAGAAGGAACGACAGUUCCGUCCGUAUAGCUGUUUCCAGUCUCCAGGCACUCCGUUCUCAGAAAGGGGGCCCCCCACAUCAUUUUUAAGACGUGCGUCCCAGGUGUCUCAGGACCAACGGUAUGAUGCUUGUGUGACACCAUCCUGUGUUGAAACAAAUACUUUGACUCCGACCUCUGCAUUUACACCUCCUCUACCACCUCGCAACCCUAUCAGAGUGCCAAGUGUUCCACCACCACCACCACCGCCCCCUGCAAGUCCUUCACCUCCCCAAAGGAAGCUGACGCCUACAUCACCUCUGACUACCAAGCACAAGAGGGCGCUUUCAGAGCCUGGACCAGUCAUUCCACACAGCCCGUCCAGUCAAGCCAGCCAGCAUUUUGAUUACGGGUCAUGCUGCACAUCCCCAUCCAAAUUUCUCCAGUCAGAAGUUGUUUCCAGAAGACCAAGCAUUGGUUCUCCAAAGCUCAGCAGUCUUCAUGAAGUCCCAGAAACGCCACAUAAAGUUGAUUAUAGAACAGAUGGAAAUUCAAUGCCAGGAAACCAAAGAUCUGCCCAGAGUAACACCAGUUCCCCUUGCUCAUCACAACAUGAGCUAUAUAAUAUCCCAGUUACCAGUCUGGAGCCUCCGUUACCAAUGCCUCGGAGAAUGAGUCUGAGCAAGCCAAAGGUUCGACGAGUGAAGGCGUUGUUUGACUGCACAGCUGAUCGGGAAGAUGAGUUAACAUUUAGUAUAGGAGAAAUAAUCGUGAUCACAGAGGAGGAGGACCAGAAUUGGUGGAAUGGCUACAUUGAAGGACAACUUCAUAGGAGAGGAGUUUUUCCAGCAUCCUUCGUACAUAUAAUGACUGAUUAAGGAAGAAUGUGGAAUAGACUGAAUAUGAACUCGUAUGCAAAAAUGAUACUUUGCAUAUAAUUUCUGAUUCAAGAUUCUUCCUGGCUGUAUAUAGUUAAUGAGCCAGAACAACCUACUGAAGCUGAAGUUAUGGCAGAAAAUAUAUAUAUAUACAGAGAAAGCAACAACAAUCAUCACUGGAGAUAUAAUAUAGUAUUUACCAGAGGUUAAUCCAUAUCAUUGUGUAAGAAUUGGCGACUAGAAGUUGAUAAAGUCACAGACAUGUUUUCUUGGUUUUUAUAAACAGAGAAGAUUGAAUAGAAAGGUUUGAUUCAUAACAGUUUUUCCAUAUACGUGACCUUACCCUUUAAAACAAGGCUCUCCGUGCUAUAGGCACUAUUAUACAUGCGAUUUUAUAUACGGGCUGUGCUUUGUAUUUAGCUUAAUAUGUUUGCAAAUUUCACUCUGUUUUGUCUGGCAUAUAUAAAGGGGGAAAAACAUUUAAUUAAAGACCUGCAUUUCCCAUUUGCCAGUGGAGGUUCAUAGAAUAACACAUUAUACAGAGUCUUUUCUUUUUAAUUUGUUACCUCAUUGCGUUACCGCCACUAAGUUUACUUUCUUGCUUUGCAACCACAGUGCAACAUCACAAGCGAAUAUAUCCGCGUACUGCUCUGUGUGAUUGGGUAAUGCAUAAAAAGUGUUUUUAUUGAAAUUGUGAGCAGCAAAGAAUUAAUAUUGAAUAUAAGAAGGACUGCAUUUGAUAAAGCAAGAGCCUAGUGUUAAACUACUAAGACAUUAUUAACCAGUGUCAUAUGUAAAAGCACAGAAAAACCUCAAUACUUAUUUCAUUGAAGCAAGUGUUUGUAUGUGUGUUGUAGCUUACAACGUUUUAAGUCCCAGUCCAUUAUAGAACUAUACGUGACAGAGAAUUCUGGGAAGUAUAGUUUAUCAGCUGCUGGAAGCCAAGUUUGGUUGUGUGCUAUAAAGCGAGCAAUCGCUUAUGAAUAUGAUUUACCAUAAUUUCUUUAUAGUAUUUCUCCUUAGAAAUUUUAAUUCUAAAAUUUUCAUUUUUCGGAAACAUGCAAUAGAGAUUUAUUAUACUUAAAUGUGUGUGGUGGCGCGAAUACAGCACUGUACACUGUCCAUUUAACACACUGGCUGUAUAUAUACUUCUGAUGUCACUUUAAACUAGAUUAUCCGUUCCAUCUAUAACUAGUUUAUGCAAUUAAAACAAAAGCCAUGUUGUAUGAGAAGUAUCCUUUAAUAGCUAUAAAAGUAUAAAUGAUCAGUUGACCUUAAGUAGUAGGGCAGUUAAAAGGACAACAUUUCUUUUGUAGAAUUUAUGUUCCUUAUGUAUUCAGAGAGGUGCUGUAUAUCUAU